GCGACUGACAGAUGUCAGUUUUUAAUGAAAAAUGUCCGAUUGAAUUGAAAACUUCCGUUGUUAAAUAGAAUAAAUUCAUUUCAAUGGACUUUUUAACGCAUUCAAUAACUACAAAUAUCCUAGUUACGUAGCGCCAAGAUAAAAUGUUUAUAAAAACUGAGAUAUUUAAAGCUAUUUCAUUCAGAAAACCUGCAACGCUACCGUUAUCGUAUUGGUUGUUAGUGGUUGCAAGAUUCGUUUUGACUUUACUGCCGCAGUUGGGCUACAUACAUCCUGAUGAAUUCUUUCAAAAUGUUGAAGUUAUUGCAGGUGAUGUCUUCACAAUCGAUGUUGCCAGAACAUGGGAGUUCAAUCCAAAAUUUCCAAUCAGAAAUAUGUUUGUACCAAAGAUGGUGCUUGGAAUACCACUACAGUUCAUUCGUAUCUUAAACCCAUAUGCAAAAGCCUAUUUUAACAUUGAUUUACAAACACCAUAUUACCUGUUAACCAUACCGAGACUUUUCAUAUGUCUCCUUUCUCUGAUUAAUGAUUAUUGUUUGUACAAAAUAUGUAUUCUCUAUGGUCAAAAUUUUCGGAAUAGACUGAAAAUAUUUGCAAGUUCAUAUGUUGUGUUUGUCUAUUGUUGUAGAAGCUUUUCCAAUACUUUUGAAAUGAUUUUCUUCUCCUUAUUACUUAUGUUAGUUGCUGAAUGCAUGUGUAUAUCAGAUAAAGUUAUCUAUCAUGAUGAAUUUCUGACUGAGAAAUACAAACAGGCAGAAACUCCAGUGGAGAAAGUUAAAAUUUUUAAACUUAAGACACAUUUGCCAGAACAUUCCUUGAAUAGGGUAUUUCUUCUUGCAAGUUUAGUUGUAAUUGGUAUAUUUAACCGUCCAACGUUUAUUUGUUUUGCUUUUGCUCCAGUUUUUUUCUGGUUACACAGAGGAUUGGGUUCCAAAGUUGUUGGUUUUAAAGAUUUUCACUUUAGGAUCUUUACAUUCAUGCUUUGCGGCGUACCAAUGGCGCUACUGCUUAUAUUAGUUGACUCUUGUUACUAUGGUUACCUGACAAGUGCGGAUGUCGAAUCUCUGAAGCUGUCGUGGGACAAUUGGGUCGUUACACCACUAAACUUCCUAAGAUAUAACAUGGAUACAAGGAAUCUCAAGGAACAUGGGCUGCAUCCUCGUUGGCUGCAUUUAGUUGUCAAUAUACCACUAUUAUUCAAUGUUUUGGGAAUAUUAGCUUUCAUCACUCUAUCUGGCAACACUUACAGAUUCAUCCGUGGACAGUACAGUAAAUUGCCAAGAAUACAAAGUAUUACAGGGCUGAUGCUUUUCUCUCUGAUAACCCCUGUCGCAUUACUUUCGUUGAUUCCACACCAAGAGGCAAGGUUCAUCAUCCCAAUAUUAAUUCCACUAAUUUACCUUUACGGGAAUCAUCUUCAUCCCAACGAAGCUGACACAACGAUAAAACGAAGUGUAAAGAAUACUCUAUGCUAUACUUGGUACAUAAUUAACAUUUUACUAACAAUGUUUUUUGGAUUUAUACACCAAGGUGGAAUUAUACCUUUCAGUAAUACUUUGCAUCAGGAAAUUAAAAGUUAUUACGGAGUCCAUACGCAUGUAAUAACAACACACAGCUAUAGUAUACCUAGCUAUUUGUUACAAUUGGAAAGUACUACAAAACUUUGGAAGGAUAAAAAUACAGGUCGCAAGUACAGAUUGACUCCGACAACAUUCAUUUAUAAAUAUGGUUCAUUACCAAUAGAGGAUCUGUUUAUUAAAAUAGAUGAAGUUUUAACCGAUGCUGAAAUGUUGCUACAUAAAUAUAAAAGACAGUACAGAUUUUAUAUCGCGUCUCCAUGCUCUUUGGAAAAAGAAAUCCGUGCAGCGUCCAGAAUGUACACUUAUAUAGAUAUAGAACACGAAUUUUCAUACUACCCCCACUUUUGUACGGAAGCUUUCCCGAAAUUUCCAAGCAGUAGGGAUCAAUUCUGUUUUGAAAGUAAUGUCUUAAGAAAUGAAUCUCAGAUUGUUGAUUUAGACUUUUUCCAACGAAUAACUUGUUUUCUAAAGAGAUUUUGUCUUAGAAUUUAUCGCGUAAGGCCUUCAAAUUAUAAAAUAUAAUGCACCGCCUUUAUGAUAUGUUAAGUAUUUUUAAAUAAUGAUUUCAAAGAUCUGAAACAAAAGACAUGUUUGUGCGCUUUACACGCAUUUUAUUUUUAGUUGUACGUAUUAUGGUAUGCUAUAUUAAAUUGCUCAAUUGUUUUUGUUUAACUUUAUGUUAUGAAUAUCCUUUUAUCAUAAGUGCCAUUUUUGUUCAUGUUGUUACAACAUCGUCGUAAUUAUUUUACCAAAUAGUGGUAAAUAUCUUAAGUAUUUAAGAUCCUAAACAGUCAUUUUCAAUCUUAUAUUUAGAGCUGGGUGUAAUAAAUUUGAAAUCUGUUAAAAGACUUUUUGUUAAAUACUGUAAAUGUAAAAUUAAAUUUAAUUGUGAGUUCAUCAAUUAUUAAUUUACUAAAUUAAUUUUUCCAGAAAUAACUUAAAUUCAACCUAAAUACACUUUAUGAAUACGUUGUCACCACAAAUGUUUAAUAUUUAGUUUUAUUUUACUGUGAUGCAAAAUUUGCAGAAAUCUUGUACACCGUGUACCAAAGAUGAUUGUAAAAUAUUUCACAAAAGUAGUGUUGCUUACAUUUGGUUAUUAUAUUACACUACAAUAAAGA
Molecule: messenger RNA, 2701 nt
Organism: Papilio polytes (common Mormon)
Lineage: Eukaryota; Metazoa; Arthropoda; Insecta; Lepidoptera; Papilionidae
Gene: PIG-Z
Product: GPI mannosyltransferase 4
Exons: 3
Coding region: 144-2102 (652 amino acids)
Biological process (GO): GPI anchor biosynthetic process
Cellular component (GO): endoplasmic reticulum membrane
Molecular function (GO): alpha-1,2-mannosyltransferase activity
Source: RefSeq, a predicted model, not a curated record